GCCAACCCCAUAAACGGUCACACUCCUUGGCGGCUUCAUUUUUACCAAAAAUAAUUUAACACAAAUUAAGAUAAAUAUGCAAAACGAACCGGAAGAACAGACUUUCCAACUCCAGGCACUUGAGAUACGCGAACCGGAUGUCAAUUUCGAUCCCAAGAAACCACCAGAAUCCGGAGAAGAGUAUUUAAUGCACAUGUUGUACGAAAGAAAACGGUGUCCUGCGGUGGUGACCAAAAGAUCGUCUAAAAUCAGGGAUAAUGCAGGAAAUAACACUUUUGAGAUGAUGGAUAAUCCCGCUCUGCCGCCUUUUAAGUGCCUGCUGCCCACGCCCGAAUGGCGGGAUGAACAGGUGAAAUCCUUCCAAGCAGCUCGCUCCCAGGUAUUGAUCCUUCGCCGGGAGCUAGUUAACCACAACUACGAUCAGUCUGCGGAGCCACCGUUAACCUCGGAUCAGGAGAAGUGGCAGGAGUUCUGCCGAAAUCAACAGCCGCUCCUGAGCACACUACUCCAUUUAACCCAAAGCGAUUUGGAGCACCUGCUCGAAAUGCUGAGCAAAUGGCUGCAGGUCAAGGAUCACGAUACCGACCUCCUCCAGGAUGUCUGGCUUGCCCGCUGGCUUUAUGCCACCUUGGUUUGUCUGCAUCUCCCGCUAGAACCUCAUGUGUUCAGCACCCUUCGAUAUAUCGCCCGAUCCUCCAUCCAUUUGAGGAAUCAAUUAAAAGCGGAGGAAGUGCAGCGAGCAGCGCCCUAUAAUCUACUGCUAACCCUAAUUGUUCAUGUCUUUGCCCAGAGUGAUUUUAAGGAGUAUAUUUAAGGUAUUGAUUUCGUGAUUUAGUAAACCCUAAUGUAAGGACAAACUGACUGUACAAAUUGAUAGAUUAAGCCAACAAGCUAUUCUGGUAAUUAUGCUUAAAUCUUUCGAGCCCAGCAAUGUUAAAAACAAUUUUUGUAUUCUCAAUUUUUCAAAAUUAAAUAUAAAGUGAAAAAUGCUGACAUACUUUAUUUAAGAAUAA
Drosophila rhopaloa is the source of this 1013-nucleotide messenger RNA. It is a transcript of the gene Gem2, whose product is annotated as protein Gemin2. The record is from RefSeq and is a predicted model, not a curated record. The coding region runs from base 77 to 814 and encodes 245 amino acids. The transcript has 2 exons. NCBI's taxonomy places the organism in Eukaryota, Metazoa, Arthropoda, Insecta, Diptera, Drosophilidae. Gene Ontology annotation, biological process: spliceosomal snRNP assembly; spliceosomal complex assembly. Gene Ontology annotation, cellular component: nucleus; SMN complex; spliceosomal complex.